AUGUAUUAUCUUCUCCUUUUUGUUACCUCUUUCUUUUACUUGGGCUCAGGUAUUGAGGGAAGUGAUGAUGAAGCCCUGGGGACAGGGGAGCAGGAUGAAGAACUCAGUAGAUGGGAGCAAGAACAGAUACGGAAAGGAAUCAACAUACCUCAGGUUCAACCAAGUCAGCCUGCUGAAGUGAAUAAUCUGUACUACCAGAACACUUACCAGACACUGUCCUAUGGUUCAUCGUAUGGCAUUCCAUACACUUAUGCUGCGUAUGGAUCAUCGGAAGCCAAGUCUCAAAAAACAGAUAAUACGGUUCCUUUCAAAACUCCCAGUAAUGAGAUGACUCCUGUUACUAUUGAUUUGGUAAAGAAACAGCUUAAAGACAGGUAGGACAGACCAUCUUUCUAGACUUAAAGACCUGUCCCCUAGCUUUCUGUUCCUCAGGCACCUUUUAGUGUCGGUGAGCAAAUGCAGAGUUUCAUCGCUGGAAAAGUACUGACUGGCGCAUCCAUUA
Messenger RNA from Tinamus guttatus (white-throated tinamou), 502 nucleotides. The record is from RefSeq and is a predicted model, not a curated record. NCBI's taxonomy places the organism in Eukaryota, Metazoa, Chordata, Aves, Tinamiformes, Tinamidae.